This is a messenger RNA of Hyposmocoma kahamanoa, 895 nucleotides long. RefSeq lists its product as uncharacterized. The record is from RefSeq and is a predicted model, not a curated record. NCBI's taxonomy places the organism in Eukaryota, Metazoa, Arthropoda, Insecta, Lepidoptera, Cosmopterigidae. Bases 128 to 598 code for a protein of 156 amino acids. The transcript is spliced from 4 exons.
UUAUUUAUUACAUAAAACCUUAGACUAAGGCAUAUUAUGUCGACAAAAUUCAACGCGUACUACGUAACGGUGUCGUACGCUAGAGUAAAGUAGUCUCGUGCUCGUUUGUGUCGUACUCGAAAGAACAAUGGCUCCUCGAGAUCAACCAAAACCUGCGCCUAAGCUUCAGCGAAAUAUUAUAAAAACAAGCGCUACAAAAAGGACGUCGUCAGUUUCAAACACAACUUCCAGUAUUAAAAAGACCAUUACGACCAGAAAGACGUCAGAAAAAACUCCUUUGAAAGUAAUCAACAUGACGACAGACUCAAGACAGAGGACCAAUACAGUCCCGAAAGUUGCUACUCCAAAGCCCAAAGAGAAUAAAACAGCCACAGUGCCUGAAAGUGUUACAAAAAGUGGCAAAAAACUGUGGAAACGGCGCCCCAAACCAGCACAUUCUGGGGUACCUGUACCAGAGAAAAUGAAAAGGAUGCUAAUGGGGAUGCCACGACUCUGUAGUGCAUCCGACGUGUUCACGGAGGCGCACACAAUAUGGCCUUCAUGCCAUUAUUCGCAAGAGGGCUGCCUCACUCAUGAUGUGUGUGCGCGGCAGCACUAAUAGCAUCCUAGCCGUUGUUGCCAACAGGCUGGAUUACCCCUACCAACAACAUUGGGUGCAACUACACGUGCGUUGGGUAGUGAUCUAGAUGUGGCAUUUCUCUGGCAUUAAGUAAUUUAGUGUUCUACUAACCAUAGCAUGUAAGAAAAAUUGACUGUAUUACUAACAUUACUAUGGAUCAUGGUAUGUAAUAAAUAAUUCUGAUUUAUUCUAUAAUACAGGACAAUUUUUGAAAUAGUUUAGUAUUAAUUUUAAUAGUAAGCUUUGAGACUAUGUUUUAGUUUUAAGAAAUGUGCC